Messenger RNA from Phasianus colchicus (ring-necked pheasant), 5698 nucleotides. The record is from RefSeq and is a predicted model, not a curated record. NCBI's taxonomy places the organism in Eukaryota, Metazoa, Chordata, Aves, Galliformes, Phasianidae.
CCCGAUCGGCCCGGCCCGGCCCUCCGCCACUCUGCGGGCGCUGCGGAGCGCGGCUAUGGCGGCGGCCCCGGCGGAAGCGGAGACCCGGCAGCGGUUGCUGCGCACCGUCAAGAAGGAGGUGAAGCAGAUCAUGGAGGAGGCGGUGACGAGGAAGUUUGUGCAUGAGGAUAGCAGCCACAUCAUCUCCUUCUGUGCUGCUGUGGAAGCAUGUGUCCUGUAUGGGCUGAAGCGCAGGGCAGCAGGAUUCCUGCGCAGCAACAAAAUAGCAGCUCUGUUCAUGAAGGUGGGCAAGAGCUUUCCUCCUGCAGAGGAGCUUUGCAAGAAGGUGCAAGACCUGGAGCAGCUCAUCGAGAAUGCACGAAAUCAAGUCCAGAGCAUCCCAGAGAAUGUGCGCAAGAUGCCAAAGCUGCCCAACCUGUCUCCUCAGGCCAUCAAACACCUCUGGAUCCGCACAGCCCUCUUUGACAAAGUCUUGGAUAAAAUUGUGCAUUACUUGGUAGAGAACAGCAGUAAAUACUAUGAGAAAGAAGCUCUCCUGAUGGAUCCUGUGGAUGGACCGAUUCUUGCAUCUCUGUUGGUGGGGCCCUGCGCUCUGGAAUACACCAAGAUGAAGACAGCUGACCAUUUCUGGACAGACCCUUCUGCUGAUGAGUUGGUGCAGAGGCACCGCAUCCACAGCUCACACUGCCGCCAGGACUCACCCACCAAGCGCCCAGCGCUCUGUAUUCAGAAGAGGCAUUCGAGUGGCAGUAUGGAUGACCGGCCGUCGCUGUCUGCCAGGGACUACGUGGAGUCACUGCACCAGAACUCCCGAGCCACGCUCCUCUAUGGCAAAAACAACGUCCUGGUGCAGCCACGAGACGACAUGGAGGCCAUCCCAGGCUAUCUGUCCCUUCACCAGACUGCUGACAUCAUGGCACUGAAGUGGACUCCCAACCAGCUGAUGAACGGCUCCGUGGGGGAUUUGGACUAUGAAAAGAGUGUGUACUGGGACUAUGCCAUGACUAUUCGCCUGGAGGAGAUAGUCUAUUUGCACUGCCACCAGCAAGUAGACAGCGGUGGAACGGUUGUCUUGGUGAGCCAGGAUGGGAUCCAGAGGCCUCCGCUGCGGUUCCCCAGAGGAGGGCAUUUGCUGCAGUUCCUGUCCUGCCUGGAGAAUGGCCUCCUGCCCCACGGGCAGCUGGACCCACCCCUCUGGUCCCAGCGGGGAAAGGGGAAGGUGUUUCCCAGGCUGAGGAAGCGAAGUCCCCAGGGCUCCUCCGAGUCUGCGUCUGACAAGGAAGAUGACGAAGCCACAGAUUAUGUUUUCAGAAUAAUCUACCCGGGGACACAGUCUGAAUUCGUGCCCCAGGACCUGAUGGAUACCCAGGGCCCUGGCCUCCCUCCCAUAUGGCAGCCCAGCACCCGCAAGUCCUCCUGCUCCUCCUGCUCACAGAGCGGCUCCUCUGACGGAGGGUGAGGGCAUGGGAACAUUUCCUCCCCUCGCAUUUGGCUUGUUUUUGUUGGCAGAGCUCCUCUGAAGCUCCUGUGUGACAAUAUGAAGUACCAGAUCCUCUCCCGGGCUUUCUAUGGUUGGCUGGCCUACUGCAGACACCUCUCCACAGUGCGAACCCACCUCUCUGCACUGGUUAACCACAGCAUCGUGUCUCCCGACGUGCCCUGCAAUGCUAGCUCAGGACUGACUGUGGACAUAUGGCAGAAAUACCUGGAGGACAGCACGAGUUAUGAGGACCAGGAGCUGCUGCGCCUGAUCUACUACGGUGGGAUCCAGCACGAGAUCAGGAAGGCUGUCUGGCCCUUCCUUUUGGGCCAUUAUCAGUUUGGGAUGACAGAAGCAGAAAGGAAAGAGGCUGAUGACCAGAUCCGCACCUGCUACGAGCACACCAUGGCAGAGUGGUUGGGCUGUGAGGCCAUCGUCCGGCAGAGGGAGAAGGAGUCUCACGCAGCAGCUCUGGCCAAGUGUUCCUCUGGGGCCAGCCUGGAUUCCCACAUCCAGAGGAUGAUGCACAGGGACUCAACGAUCAGCAAUGAGUCCUCGCAGAGCUGCAGCUCCGGCCGACAGAAUCACGUCCGGCUGCAAAGCGACUCCAGCUCCAGCACGCAGGUGUUUGAGUCGGUUGAUGAGGUGGAGCAGACGGAAGCAGACACUCAGCUCGAAGAUGGCAAACAAAGCAAGAUCCCCAAUGGGACCGUCCCCAACGGCACGUGCUCCCCUGAUUCGGGCCACCCCUCUUCCCAGAACUUCUCCAUCACUUCGGGCUUCUCGGAGCGCAGCUUCAGCAAUGAGGACAGCGCUCUGGAAACCACCAAGUCCUCAGCCAGCUCACAGGGGAGGGCAGGCGGUUCAGAGCCGGCUCCGCAGGAUCUGGAUGGAGCCCUGCAGGAGGAAAAGCUGCAGGGCCAGGACAGCCUGGAAGGCGAAUUUCCCACUGGUGGAGGCAUGGACUUCAUUUCUGUGGCUGAGAGCUCGGCAGCGGUCCUGCGUGGUUGUGAUGCUGUGGCACUGACAGUGGUGGAGAGCUGGGCAGACAGCGAAGCUGAAAAGCAAAGCUUGGUGGAGAGUGAGGAUAACCUCUCUGAGGAGCCAGAGAUGGAGAGCUUGUACCCACAGCUGGACUCGCUGGCUGUGGCUGAUCUGGCCAACAGCGAAGCAUCUCCCGUCUCCUCAACUGGUGUCACCUACUCUCCGGAGCUGCUGGACAUGUACACAGUGAACCUGCAUCGCAUCGAGAAGGACGUGCAGCGGUGCGACCGCAACUACUGGUACUUCACCCCCAGCAACCUGGAGAAGCUCCGCAACAUCAUGUGCAGCUACAUCUGGCAGCACAUUGAGAUUGGCUACGUGCAGGGGAUGUGUGACCUGCUGGCUCCUCUCCUGGUUAUCCUGGAUGAUGAGGCCCUGGCCUUCAGCUGUUUCACUGAGCUCAUGAAAAGGAUGAAUCAGAAUUUCCCCCACGGCGGAGCCAUGGACACUCACUUUGCCAACAUGAGAUCCCUGAUCCAGAUUCUGGACUCUGAGCUCUUUGAGCUGAUGCACCAGAAUGGUGAUUACACCCAUUUCUACUUCUGCUACCGAUGGUUUCUCCUGGACUUCAAGAGAGAGCUGGUGUAUGAUGAUGUGUUCGCCGUCUGGGAGACCAUCUGGGCAGCUGCACACGUUUCCUCUGCACACUAUGUGCUCUUCAUAGCCCUGGCUUUGGUGGAAAUGUACCGGGACAUCAUCUUGGAGAACAACAUGGAUUUUACAGACAUCAUCAAGUUUUUCAAUGAAAUGGCCGAGCGGCACAACACCAAGCAGAUCUUGAAGCUGGCUCGAGACCUUGUGUACAAAGUGCAGACUCUGAUCGAGAACAAGUGAAGGACCUGGGGAAGACGAGGCAUCCAGACAGAGAGCUGGGACUCCCCUCCAAUGCUUCCUCUCCCUUUUUCUUGAUGUGCCACACCUGUGGAAGUGAGGUAGUUGGACACACGCUGCUGUCUGAACUGGCAGCUCUGCAAGUGCUGUGCUCAGCAUUACGGCCGGGGGCUGCGGUCCAGAUCUGCACAACGUUCUCCAAUGACUUAACCAAAGAUCUGUACAAUUGUGUUGCAUUGCUGAAGACUUGUUUUGGAGGUAGGGCCAGGCAGCUGCUUCCUGGCCCUGCUGCAGUAAAGGUGCAGCACUUGGUUACCACCCCAACUGCAGAAGCAGUUGCCAGCAUCCCAGGUCAGCGCUGGGGGUCUGGGAGAGCAGGGCUGCCAGACCUGCUGGGGGCCAACCCAGGCUCUGCAGCCUUUGUUUCGAGGAAAUAAAGCUGCUUCCUUCCACGGCCAUUGCCCAUGGUGUGGGGAAUGCAGCCAGCCCUGCGAGCCUGGGCAAGACAGGGAUGCUGCCAGCACUCAGUUUCUUACUAACAUCUGAGGUUCUGCCAGUAGCAGAGGGGGACUUCGAUCACAGAAAUUCCUCUUCUUUUGAUCUCGUCCCUUGAUGCAUAGCACCCCUUUUAGUAUUUUUAGGGCUCUGUUCUCUCCCUUGGAUUUUUACAUUGUUUGUUACUACGGUAUCUGAGCACACAAGGGUUUUGUCUGCAGAUGGAUUUUUGGAAGAGCUCCAAAUUCAGCAUUGGGUUUCUCUUUCAAAAUUCAGCCUCUGAACACCAAGAUCUGGUCCUGGCCCUGUCUGGGAUCUCCAGACACCGGGUUUUUGUACCUGCCUUAUUCUAGCUGCUCGUGUUAGGGGUCUGCUCUCCUGCCUGUCCUUCUGCAACCCACAUUAGGGGAGAGCUCUUUGGAAGGCGAGUGGGAGCUCCUGACCUAGUGGCUGUCCUGGCUUUCCCUCUGAAGGUGCCUGUUUCUUCCUCUGUUAGCUGAAAGAGUGGCUGCUUACAGCUGAACGGUGCAUAUGGUCCCUCUGGUGCCUGCAGGUUUCUGUGUGCUUAUGGGGCUGCUCAGAAAGCCCCCUGAGCCCAUUGAAGGUCUCCAGUUUGGUCGUGGUGGGCUGCUUUCACCCAACGUCUCUGAGUGGUCUUUGCUUUUGGAAGAUGCACUGCAGCCACCUUUCCUGCAGUGGCUCUCCAGCAUGGCAGCCCUGGAGCACAUUGCAUGAAGUGCCUCUGUAGCACUGCCAGCAUGGGGCUGAGGUCUGUGUCGUGCAAUGGCUAUGGUGUGGAUUUGGAUUCAUUUCUCAACUCAGGUAAAAAAAAAAAAAAAAAAAGAGGUGUUGGUGAUGGGAAGGUCUGGCUCAGCCAGGGAAGGCUUUGCCAUGGCCACAGAGGGCUGUCUGGAAUGCAGGGGAGAUGCUGGGCUGGAGCUCUCUGUAAGGGAGUUUCUCUUGAGUCUUGCUGCAGAAAUGUGUGCUCCCCUCCAUGUGAUGUGUGCGUUCUGCCCUCCGCCCCUCUGUGCAACAGGGCCCUGCUCUUCUGCUGAUGCUGGAGUGCUGCUCGCCAGAAGGGAAAAAGGGCCCUUCCCUUCUUCUGUGGAAUGUCUGUCUGUGCCGACUGUGCUCUGUAAUGACUGAUGGCACGUGUUAGAUGUUGCUUGCAGAAAAAGGACAGGCAGACAGCUGCAGAGAGAAAACUUGCUUCAGGAAAGUUCUGCGGUGAAGGAGUUUGCAGUGUGAGCAAAUCAGCCACAGCCAUCCUGCAGUGCUGGGAUGCAGAGGUUGCACCAAAAUCUGCAGGAGGAAGAGAGCAGCUGCAGGUUUCCAUGCCAGUCUCUCACCUUUGCAUAGAGCAGAGCUGGAUGCCUGUGCCCCUCCCAGAUUGUUCCUCUUCUCUCUGGGUCUUGGGAUAGAUCAGCGUCCGCCUGCAUGGCCACUUCCAAAGGGGAAGGGAGUGCUCUACCCCAUCCCCUCCAAAGGACAGGAGCCACUAUGUGACUUAACAUAGUCCUGACAAGCAGCAUCGCUGACACUUUAUCCUUCAUGCUUCUGGUUUUUCCUUUCUUGGUUUUCAAACAAAAACAGCCAAGAAGUUCUGCACAAUAUUUGCUGUCUGUGUGAACAGAGAGUCUUUGGGCCACUCUUUUUGGUUUUGUUUUUUUUUUUUGAAUAACUUAUGGGGAAGAAAAGUAUUUAUUGAUUGUACAUUCCUGUGUGUCUGUGUGCACUGAAGUGUGUGAGUGUGCGUUGUGAUGCAAAUGGAGAUAUAUCUUUUCAGUGUUGCUAACAUAUCUUGUAAAUGUUUACCAGAGAAUAGUGUCUAUAUAUAAUAUAUAUAUA